Messenger RNA from Acanthoscelides obtectus, 645 nucleotides. The record is from the annotation of a GenBank genome assembly. Lineage: Eukaryota; Metazoa; Arthropoda; Insecta; Coleoptera; Chrysomelidae.
AGGUUUUGGUGUCGAGUUGUCGCAGCUCAUCCACUAUCCAGUGGAUGGCCCCGAAGGUGUACAAUAACAAAGGGCCGCAAGCAUAUUUGUUUCAGCGACUUUGUUCUUACCAGACACCUCUGAUGUCCAGAUCUGUCUCAGUCAAUGCAGAUACUUGCGUCGGAAAGACUCAUCGACCACGCUAACCUCCUGGAUGUGGCGCUGCACCACACCAAGUAUCACAUCGUCCAUAGAAAUAGAAAAUGUGACGAAGCGAUGCAGUAUUUGUUGAUACUAGAGGCGGUGACACUGCCCAAUGAGUCUGGCGUUCUUCUGAACCUCAACUCGAAUGGCCAGUCCCAGCAGUUCGUGUUCGUUGAACACUUGCUGAGACUUUUCAGUCUUGGACAGUAUCACGACCACGAAAGGCAUGGGUGCGCCGCCGCUGCGCUUCAAUCGAAUGAUGUGGAGAGGGCUAUAUCCCCUCUGCUCCAGUUCUCCCUUAAUCUCAGUAUCCGAAAAGUUGACGGGAACUCCUCGAACCACCGCGUGGAUGUUCCGUUCCGAAGGGAGAGGAAAAGCAGAAAUAUCGUUUACAAUGACGAAACAUACAUGAAUAGCUCACACACAGUACCGAAAGCAUGGGAUGAUGGAACAGAUAAUUGA